Molecule: messenger RNA, 2698 nt
Organism: Capsella rubella
Lineage: Eukaryota; Viridiplantae; Streptophyta; Magnoliopsida; Brassicales; Brassicaceae
Product: DNA replication licensing factor MCM6
Exons: 18
Coding region: 63-2555 (830 amino acids)
Biological process (GO): mitotic DNA replication; DNA replication initiation; double-strand break repair via break-induced replication
Cellular component (GO): nucleus; MCM complex
Molecular function (GO): single-stranded DNA binding; single-stranded 3'-5' DNA helicase activity; ATP binding
Source: RefSeq, a predicted model, not a curated record
UAGGGUUUGUUUUGUGGUGGUGAAGAGGGAAAGUUUCAGUGAGGUAGAAUUUGAAAAAAAAAAUGGAAGCUUUUGGUGGGUUUGUAAUGGAUGAGCAAGCGAUUCAAGUAGAGAACGUCUUCCUCGAGUUCCUCAAAAGUUUCCGCUUAGAUGCGAACAAGCCGGAGUUGUAUUACGAAGCAGAGAUUGAAGCGAUUCGAGGCGGUGAAUCAACGAUGAUGUAUAUUGAUUUCUCACAUGUUAUGGGUUUUAACGACGCUCUUCAGAAAGCAAUAGCUGACGAGUAUUUGAGGUUUGAGCCGUAUUUGAGGAAUGCGUGUAAGCGGUUUGUGAUUGAAAUGAAUCCUUCUUUCAUUUCGGAUGAUACUCCGAAUAAAGAUAUCAAUGUUUCCUUCUACAAUCUCCCUUUCACUAAAAGGUUGAGGGAGCUAACGACUGCAGAAAUUGGGAAGUUAGUGUCGGUGACCGGUGUGGUUACUCGAACAAGUGAAGUGAGACCUGAGCUGCUUUAUGGGACAUUUAGGUGUUUAGAUUGUGGUAGUGUUAUAAAGAACGUUGAGCAACAGUUUAAGUAUACACAGCCUACUAUCUGUGUGAGCCCAACUUGUUUGAACAGAGCAAGAUGGGCGUUGCUUAGACAAGAGAGCAAGUUUGCGGAUUGGCAAAGAGUUAGAAUGCAGGAGACUUCGAAAGAGAUACCUGCAGGUUCCUUGCCACGGUCUUUGGAUGUCAUUCUGCGUCAUGAGAUUGUGGAACAGGCUAGAGCUGGUGACACGGUUAUUUUUACGGGAACUGUAGUUGUUAUACCUGACAUAUCAGCACUAGCAGCACCUGGAGAGAGAGCAGAAUGCCGUCGAGACUCAUCUCAACAGAAAAGCUCUACUGCUGGACAUGAAGGUGUUCAAGGUCUCAAGGCUUUAGGAGUUAGAGAUCUUUCGUAUCGGCUUGCCUUUAUCGCUAACUCGGUGCAGAUUGCUGAUGGUAGUAGGAACACUGAUAUGAGGAACCGCCAAAAUGAUUCUAAUGAAGAUGAUCAGCAGCAGUUUGCGGCUGAAGAACUAGAUGAAAUUCAGCAGAUGAGAAAUACCCCUGAUUACUUCAACAAGUUAGUUGGAAGCAUGGCACCAACCGUUUUUGGUCAUCAAGACAUCAAACGUGCCGUUCUACUUAUGCUUUUAGGUGGUGUGCAUAAGACCACUCAUGAAGGCAUCAACCUUAGAGGAGACAUCAAUGUUUGUAUAGUUGGGGAUCCCAGUUGUGCUAAAUCCCAAUUCCUCAAGUAUACCGCAGGCAUAGUACCAAGAUCUGUGUAUACAUCUGGGAAGUCUUCUUCUGCAGCGGGGUUGACUGCAACUGUUGCAAAAGAACCCGAAACUGGUGAAUUUUGCAUUGAGGCUGGUGCGUUAAUGCUUGCUGACAAUGGAAUAUGUUGCAUUGACGAGUUUGACAAGAUGGAUAUCAAAGAUCAGGUUGCUAUUCAUGAAGCGAUGGAGCAGCAAACGAUAAGCAUUACAAAAGCUGGGAUACAGGCAACCUUGAAUGCUAGGACAUCAAUUCUUGCAGCAGCUAAUCCUGUCGGUGGGCGAUAUGAUAAAUCUAAACCACUUAAGUAUAACGUUAAUCUUCCACCUGCCAUUCUUUCGAGGUUUGAUCUUGUGUACGUUAUGAUUGAUGAUCCUGAUGAGGUAACGGAUUACCACAUUGCCCAUCAUAUCGUGCGAGUUCACCAGAAGCAUGAAGCAGCGCUUUCUCCUGAGUUCACUACUGUACAACUCAAGCGCUACAUUGCAUAUGCCAAAACGUUAAAGCCAAAGCUAAGCCCAGAAGCAAGAAAGCUACUUGUAGAGUCUUAUGUUGCUCUUCGUAGAGGUGAUACAACUCCAGGCACAAGAGUCGCAUAUCGAAUGACAGUUAGGCAGCUAGAGGCACUGAUCAGGCUUUCAGAAGCCAUUGCUAGGAGUCAUUUGGAAUCUCUGGUUAAACCAAGUCAUGUUCUAUUAGCUGUCAGACUGUUGAAGACUUCAGUCAUCAGUGUUGAGUCAGGGGAUAUUGAUCUUUCUGAGUACCAAGAUGCUAACGGUGAAAACAUGGACGACACAGAUGAUAUUGAAAACCCCGAUACUGGAGAUGAGGAUCAACAGAAUGGUGCAGCUGAGCCAGCCGCUGCAACUGCAGAAAACGGAUCAGCAGCUCAAAAGUUGGUGAUCAGCGAGGAAGAAUAUGAUAGAAUCACUCAGGCCUUAGUCAUUCGCCUUAGACAACACGAAGAAACUGUAAACAAAGACAGUUCAGAAUUGCCAGGAAUAAGACAAAAGGAGCUGAUUCGAUGGUACAUCGAUCAACAAAACGAGAAAAAGAAAUACAGUUCGCAAGAGCAAGUCAAACUUGAUAUCAAGAAACUCAGAGCCAUCAUUGAGAGUUUGGUAUGUAAAGAGGGUCACCUUAUAGUGUUAGCUAAUGAGCAAGAAGCCGCAGAAACAGAAGAAACAAAGAAAAAAUCUUCACAAAGAGAUGAGAGGAUCUUGGCUGUUGCUCCAAACUAUGUAGUUGAGUGAUAUUACUAAGUGUUAAGAUAUACAUUUGUAGUAGUCCUCUUAAGUAGAAACCUAAAUCCUUCAUCAUUCUGAACUAAUUUUAUUGGAAUUUCAUAUUCUGUUAACUUCAUCAACAACACUAAAGAAAAUGAUAUUUUCCCAAA